Messenger RNA from Cutaneotrichosporon oleaginosum, 2611 nucleotides. RefSeq lists its product as uncharacterized. Gene Ontology annotation, molecular function: RNA binding. The record is from RefSeq and is a predicted model, not a curated record. Lineage: Eukaryota; Fungi; Basidiomycota; Tremellomycetes; Trichosporonales; Trichosporonaceae. Gene Ontology annotation, cellular component: nucleus. Gene Ontology annotation, biological process: mRNA processing.
UGCCGACGUCAACUGAAUCUUGUUCACCAUGACAUCGCGGCUUAAGCACAAGCUCGAGCUCGAAAACGUCAACCUCAAGAGCGCUUACCUGAACCAGUCUUUCGUUCAGAUCGGAACACCUCUCCCGGCGCUCAGCGAUCACAAGAAGGACAAGCAGGAGUUUUUGCCAGUAUGGCAGCAAGAGGCCCGUGAUGAGAAAGGACGUCGCCGCUUCCACGGCGCAUUCACGGGCGGCUGGUCCGCUGGCUACUUUAACACAGUGGGCUCGAAGGAAGGAUGGACGCCGUCAACCUUCAAGUCGUCGCGCUCAAGUCGCGCAACGUACCAGCAAAGCGCAGAAGACUUCAUGGACGAGGAGGACCGCCAGCAGAUGAAUGAGGAUCGCCAGCUGCAGAACACCGAGACCUUCCAGCCUGACGCAUUUGCGGGAGAGCGCAGUUUGGGGGACAAAAGCCUAUCUUCAGCGCUCGAGUCGCUAGUUAUACCAGCCAAGUCGUCCGUCGGCCAUUUGAUCCUGCAGAAGCUGGGAUGGCGGCCGGGGCAGGGGAUCGGGCCCCGCGUAACGCUCCGGAAGCUCAAGGUACAGGAGGGCAAGCUGGGUCGGGUUCGCGCCGGAUUAGAGGCCGAUAUGGACGACGAAGCGGAGGCAAGCAAGCACCUCUAUGCACCCCGCGAUACAAGGUUGCUGGUAUACGACUCGAAGGACGACAGGUCGGGUUUGGGAUAUGAGAAAGGACGAGGGAUGGGUGCAAUCCCACGAAAACAAUCAACAUGGGUCGCGGGAGAAGACGAUCACGACCCUUACGGCGCCGACGCCACGGACCGCACGCACUACGUUUUCGAUGACGAGGACGUAGAUGGUGACAUGAUUGUUCUGGGGCAGCCCGGCGCCUCGAAUACUGUGGCUGAUGGGGCUCGCAACGCAGCCAGUGCGGAGAGAUGGCACGAUGGGCGGCCAGUUUUGGCAGGUUUCGCGCUAGAUCCCAAGGGUGUGCCCACAGAAACUUGGUGGGCCUUUCCUGAUAUCCCGAGUGAUUGGCAGCCGAGCCCCUCUCGAGUUUGGGACGCCGUCGCGCAGACGGCACGACAACUUGAGCACAGCGCCGCCCCAAAGGAAGCUCUCCGUGGCGAACCAGGAAGGCCACUUUCGCAUGGACAGCGCGGAGUUGCUCUUGGAGAGGAACAACGCGUGUCUUCCGCCAAGUCCGUGUGGGAGUACAUAUCGGAGAAGGAUCGCGAACGAUUGCAAGCAUUUGCGGCGGCAGCCAAAACUAAAGCGGCUGCGCCACCACUGUCGCUUUCGAGGGUGGAAGAACAGGAAUUGCCACCGGAGAGGGCGACCGAGGUAGUAAUCCCACCGUUGUCCCCACGCACGGCAUCUGCUGCCUUACAAGGGUUCAUGCCGUAUUCAGACGACAGCGAGAAGCAGGAACGCUACAAGUCAUACCUGCGGUCACAGACCUACAACACCAAGACGCCAUUCCCGACGUUGCUUCCAUCGGCAAGUGUCAAUGACAUCAACCAGGAGCUCGAGACAUUCUCGCAGUCGGCGCGCGUCUUUCGUCCGAUGUCGUACGCUUUAUCGUCACGGUUCACUUCUGGCAGCUCGUCACUCGCGAGCAGCGAUUCCAAAGUCCCCCGGCCCGGACUGCACCUCUACGAUCCUUCCAAUGCGUCGGAUGAAUUCUCUAAGCCUCAGAGCACGGAGAUCGAAAUACAGCAGAGCCUCACUCCACGGCAGCAAGCGGCACAGGAUGGCAACUACGGACCGCUAACGCGCGUUGUCAAAGACUUCUAUCCUGUUAAGCUGGUCUGCCGCCGCUUCCACGUUCCCGACCCUCACCCCGAAGGUCCGCCUCCUGGCGAAAAGAGCGGGACAGCUACUCCGACCACCUUGCAGAGUGCUGAGCCACUGUCGUUCGAGUCGCAGUUUACACACCAGGCUGGGACGGAGGUGGAGACCAGGUCUGAGGCCCCGUCUGCGGAGGAGGGAGAACGGGUGCCCACCACCUUGGGUGAAGUCGGGAUGGCGGAUGAUGUGAACCAAGGCCGUGAUAUCCUCACAUAUACCAAGCCUAGCAUCGACAUUUUCAAGGCGAUUUUUGCCAGUGAUGACGAGGAAGACGACGACGACGAGCCUGCUGCGACCACCGCGGUGGUGGUAUUGGAAGAGAAGCCCGAGGACCCCUUCCCUGUCGAAGAGGGGCCGCUCGAUUACAACACGUUCAAGCCCAUGUUCCGUCGCAACGCGGACGAGAGGAAGGAGGAGGUUGGAAAGAGGAAGAAGGACAAGAAAAAAAAGCGAAAGGGGGUUCUUUCCUUUGAUGUGGGCGACGAGGGAGAGGAGACGGCCUCGUUCAAGCCAAAGAAGAAGGUAAAGCCGUCGCGCGCGGAGGAUGAUGCCGGCGGUGAGUGGGUGGAGAAGGUCGCUCCGGGCCAGCAAACCGCUCCUAUCCUCGGAAGUUCAUCCGUCGCCGUCCAAGAGGCUGCCUUGACAAAGUCCGAGCAGCCAGAUCAUCGUCCCCGCAAGUCCUCACCCGCGCGAGGUGGUCGAAAGGGGGCGGCAGAUUUCAUGUAGCUUGUAGUUUUGUCAUUCAUCAUGUUGCCACCC